Geodia barretti is the source of this 802-nucleotide messenger RNA. The record is from the annotation of a GenBank genome assembly. Lineage: Eukaryota; Metazoa; Porifera; Demospongiae; Tetractinellida; Geodiidae.
CAUUUACCCGCGAGACUAGCAGAAAUGAGCAUCAAACCAGUGAAGGCUGAAGCGGUGGUGGACAACAGACUAGAUGUACAGCAACCACUCGACUACUCCUUCAAGGCCAUAGGGACUUUUCAUGGCAAGUCCAUUACUGAAUUGCCACUGGAUGAGGACGAGUUGGCAGCAGAUGACUCAACAGAAACUGUAGACCUCGACAUCACAGCCUCCACCAGCAGAGCUCUCCUCCUCAACAACAACAGACUGGGUUUCUGGGACGAGUUCAGCGAGACCCUGCGUCGACUGUUUGUGGACCACACCUCCCACCUCUGCUGGCUGGACCUCGCCCUCAAUGAGCUCAGGACCAUUGACCCAUGCAUACUGGAACUAAAGAACCUGACAAUGCUCUACCUACACGGCAACAACAUUGGAAGGAUUGCCGACGUUGACAAACUGUCUCGACUCGGGCGACUCAAAACCCUCACCCUACACGGGAACCCAAUUGAGAGCAACGCCGGCUACCGGCAGUACAUCAUCUGCCACCUACCACAGCUCCUGACGUUUGACUUCAGUGGCAUCACAAAGUCAGACCGUGCCACUGCUGAUACCUGGAGAACUAUGAUUGCCCCUCCUCCAAAGAAAGGCAAAAGGAAGACUGAAACUGCCGAGUAGAAUAGCAAUGACUGUAUCAAUGAUUGAAGUGGCUGUGCAAUAUGUGUGCUAUCAGAAUGUGUAGUGAAAAUGAUUCACAAUUUUUUCACAUCAAAACACAUUGACCGACAAAAAUAUUAAUACAUUUUCAUGUCAUUACGUUGUAAUC